Molecule: messenger RNA, 1850 nt
Organism: Pyrus x bretschneideri (Chinese white pear)
Lineage: Eukaryota; Viridiplantae; Streptophyta; Magnoliopsida; Rosales; Rosaceae
Product: protein phosphatase 2C 70
Exons: 13
Coding region: 90-1814 (574 amino acids)
Biological process (GO): protein dephosphorylation
Molecular function (GO): protein binding; cation binding; protein serine/threonine phosphatase activity
Source: RefSeq, a predicted model, not a curated record
AAAAAAAAGUAAAAAAUGUGCGACCAUUUCAAAGCGAGCUUCUCGCAAACUCGAAGACAAUCUCUAUCUGGUGGAGAGGAGAGAGAUCGAUGACGAUGACGAUGCUAGUGAGCAUUGUCGGUCUUCUUCUCCUUAUGCUUCUUCUGAUCCUCCUCCUCAUCUUCCUCGCCUGCAAACCAUGGCGCUUCUUUUCCUCCUCCUCUCGUUCUCGCACUAUCAAGGUUGGUGAGCUUGAGAGACCCCUUGUUUCGGAUGAUGCUGAUUUGGUCCGGAACCAGGGCAAUGAGCUUCCAAGAGGUUAUGAUCUAGAGGGAGCAUGCUUUCCAAGUGAAGGGAAUUUUCGCUCACCCCGACCACAAGGACUUGUGCAUAAGCCGAGGCUUCCCACUGCACCUCCCAUUUUGACUCAAAGUGAUAGCUUUGUCCUAGAUGUGAUUUCUGAUGCUCCAGAGGAUAUUUUGGUUGGUCAGACCCUGAAGCGUCCAUUGGCAAUCCAGCAGUUACUGGAAGAGCAGAAGAACAGUAGACAGAGUUUAGAACAAGAGAGAUUUCAAGAGUUUCUGCCCAAGGAUACCUUGAAUCAAAGAACCUGCCUCAACCUGGAGGUCAUAUCCGGUCCUUCCCAUGGACUUCGUUGUUCAGUACAGUCAACAAAUUCCUCCAGGCUUCCUAUGACCCUGGGAAGGGUUCCUCCAAGUGAUUUAUUAUUGAAGGACUCGGAGGUAUCAGGAAAGCAUGCAUUGAUAAACUGGAAUUCAAACAAAAUGAAAUGGGAGCUGGUCGACAUGGGCAGCCUGAAUGGAACACUUCUGAACUCUCAACCAAUCAAUAAUCCUGAUUCUGGAGGUAGACAUUGGGGUAACCCCGUGGAGCUUGCAAGUGGAGACGUAAUAACACUCGGAACGACCUCAAAAGUGUUCGUUCAUGUUGCAUCUGAAACUGGGAGUCAGAUCCCCUUUGGAGUUGGCAUGGCUUCAGAUCCCAUGGCUCUGCGUCGUGGAGGGAAGAAGCUUCCAAUGGAAGAUGUGUGCUACUAUCAAUGGCCUCUUCCCGGGGUUGAUCAGUUUGGACUUUUUGGUAUCUGUGAUGGACAUGGUGGAGCAGAGGCUGCCAGAUCUGCUAGCAAGCUUCUUCCUCAGAUCGUUGCUAACAUUUUAUCGGAUUCGCUGAAAAGGGAGAGGGUCUUGUCACUAUGUGAUGCUUCAGAUGUUCUCAGGGAUGCAUUUUUUAAGACAGAAACAUGCAUGAAUCACUACUACGAGGGCUGUACUGCCACUCUGCUUCUGGUUUGGACUGACGGUGGUGACAAUUUCUUUGUGCAAUGUGCAAAUCUUGGAGAUUCAGCUUGUGUUAUGAAUGUUGAUGGGAAGCUGAUUAAGAUGACCGAGGACCAUAGAAUUAGUAGUUAUGGUGAAAGACUCCGAAUCCAGGAAACAGGAGCCCCGUUGAAAGAGGGGGAAACACGCCUAUGUGGUUUGAACCUUGCUCGGAUGCUUGGAGACAAAUUUCUUAAACAGCAGGAUUCCCGCUUCAGUUGUGAACCAUACAUUAGCCAAGUAGUUCAUAUCAAUCGAACGAGCAAUGCCUUUGCGAUAAUGGCCAGUGAUGGCUUAUGGGAUGUAAUUAGUGCGAAGAAGGCGAUUCAGCUAGUUCUUCAGACGAAAGAGAGAUACUCGAUGGACGGGGAGACUUUGGCAGAGAAGAUUGCUAAUAUUUUGUUGAGUGAGGCUAGAACAGUGCGAACAAAGGAUAAUACCUCUAUAAUUUUCUUAGAUUUUGAUGCUUCUAGGAUCUCGUGUAAAGCUGAAUCUUGAUAUGAAUUUAGAUAUAUAAGUUAUAGUUUCAACACA